CACCACCCACCAUGGCCCGCCCUCCGCGCCGCAAGAACCCGGAGCCGCCCGCGUCGUCGGUGUCGCCCUCGGUGGCGGAGGAGCAGCGCCGCCGCUCCCCGGGCCCGUCUCCUGCCCCUGGCCGCGCUCUGCCCUCCCCGCCUCCCUCUCCCCCACCCGCGGCCAAGCCCGCUCCGUCUGCCGGCGCUGCCGGUGACAAGAACUCGGCCUCUGCCUAAGGGCAUGCCUUUCCCGGUCCUUUUUUUUUCUUUUCGACUACAGGUCGUCCGGUUCUGCCGGCGCUCUCGACGUCCGCCCUUCGGGGUUUUUGGUGCUG
Messenger RNA from Mytilinidion resinicola, 316 nucleotides. RefSeq lists its product as uncharacterized. The transcript is spliced from 4 exons. Lineage: Eukaryota; Fungi; Ascomycota; Dothideomycetes; Mytilinidiales; Mytilinidiaceae. The record is from RefSeq and is a predicted model, not a curated record. Bases 12 to 218 code for a protein of 68 amino acids.